This is a messenger RNA of Ilex paraguariensis (yerba mate), 1354 nucleotides long. Lineage: Eukaryota; Viridiplantae; Streptophyta; Magnoliopsida; Aquifoliales; Aquifoliaceae. The record is from the annotation of a GenBank genome assembly.
AAGGCCCCAAAAAAAAUAAGAAAAAAGAAAACCUGAUUGAAGACAAGUGAUUGAAAACCUUGUCUUCCUUCUUUCCAAAUUUCAUAAAGACAAUUUAGAUUACAGAGCUCGAGGAUAGGGUUUUGUGUUGUGAUCUCUGUUUUCAAAUGCUCUGUCAUCGAAGAGUAGGAUCAGAAUGCAGCAAGCUUUACCGCCUAGAACCUCUGAUUAUCUCACGGCUCUCACACAAGAAAUCGAGAAAAAGCUUCAGCGGGCACUAGUUUCGCCAUCACAGAGACGCAACUUGUUGGAAGAGCUAUUUGCGGACAUAGCUUUGGAAGUUGAUGACCGAGCAAGGGAUAUAAUCCUAGGCAGAGAAGAUGUAAUCUCUUUGGCGGAGGUAGAGACUGGGGGUCCAUUAUGCUUUUACGACGUGCUAGCAGAUUAUUUUGUUGGGGCGCCUGAAAAAGGGAAACAUAUCCUAGAUUUGAUUGUUCAACUCUGGAGCCAGUCGUUUGCAUCUAAUAUUUUUUCCCUUCUGUUCCACAAAUGGUUGUUUGAAGUUCAACUUGAUAAUUCUGAUAUCCUCCUCCGUUACUCUUCAGCUCUUGUUCAAGGUGCUACCAAGGUCUUGUGGUAAGGAUAAUAAUCACAUUUGUGUAACUUCUUAUUGAUUGACUCCCCAAGAAGCUUGAUUUGUUGGGGGUUAUGUGGUACUAACAUCCUUAGAUGCAUGAAUCCAGUUACGAGACACAAAUAUGGCACAACACGGUCUUGGUGACACAUUUCUCAAAAGAGUAGGACAUGGACCCUAUAGAGACACGUUGAUGCUAUAUAUGUGUGAUCAAAUAGCAUAAGGUUAAUAUAUUUUAGUGAAAGUUUGGAUAAGCAAAGCUCUGGAAUCAUAAUAAGCUACAUCAUCAAGUCAAUCACUAGAAGAUUCAAAACUCAUCUCCGCCAAGAUUAUUACAAGACCAACAACCACAAAAAAAUUAAUCUCAAAACUAGUUGCACGUACCACCUGCCUUCCUUCCCCCACCUGGCAAGAAGACUGGGAGGAAGACGAUCAGGAUCUCAAGUGUGGCAGCUGUUGGAAUAAAUUCACGAAAAACUGCAAAGAGCAAUAAUUAAGGGUUUUGGGGUCACGCAUAGGUAGAUAUAGUGGUCAUCAACAGAUGUUGGGAGCCGUUGGAAGACACCAAUCGGAAAUCGUGACCAUGGUUGUGGGAUACAUCAUCUAGAGUUUCAUCUUUCUUGCCUUCUCUCUGGUUUUUAUUUCAUUUUAUUUUGUUUAAAUCGAAGGGUUGUAAGGAGACAGUGUUAUCCUGAUCUUUAGGUUCUUCUUCUUCUUCUUCAUUUGAUUUAUUUAUUAAAC